Clarias gariepinus (North African catfish) is the source of this 1258-nucleotide messenger RNA. RefSeq names its product tafazzin, phospholipid-lysophospholipid transacylase (gene tafazzin). The transcript has 10 exons. Gene Ontology annotation, biological process: inner mitochondrial membrane organization; cardiolipin acyl-chain remodeling. Gene Ontology annotation, cellular component: mitochondrial membrane. The record is from RefSeq and is a predicted model, not a curated record. Gene Ontology annotation, molecular function: 1-acylglycerophosphocholine O-acyltransferase activity. The coding region runs from base 76 to 1023 and encodes 315 amino acids. Lineage: Eukaryota; Metazoa; Chordata; Actinopteri; Siluriformes; Clariidae.
UUUAAUGAGGAGAGUUUCAUCCGAACGCCGCUAUGUUGUUGUCCUGCCUGAGAUUAGUGUAAUAAAUCCACAUUAAUGUUUGGAAGGGGAAUGUUGGUGCAGUGUGUCCGGGUGCCGUGCUGCGUGUCUCCCCUCAUGCCCCUGCAGGUCACAUGGCCAUUCCCACAGUGCCCCGGUCUGGGCCGGAGGAUAUCCAGCUCAUUCGUCAUGGGCAUGGUGGGAUCCUACAGCUACCUGUGGACCAGUAUGUCUCGCUUCGUCCUCUCCACGUCCACUCUGACCCUGUGCUGUUCUUUUUUUUUUUUUAAUCUUGUCUCUGAUCACAUGACCUUCUGCUCCUCAGAGUAUAUGAACUCUCUGUCGGUGCACAACCAUGAAGUCCUGCUGGACCUGGUGGAUAAACGGCCUCGGGACACGCCCCUCAUCACUGUGUCCAAUCACCAGUCCUGCAUGGAUGACCCGCACAUCUGGGGUGUGUUGAAGUUUCGGCAGCUGUGGAACUGGAAGAGAAUGCGAUGGACUCCGGCGGCGUCUGAUAUUUGCUUCACAAAGGAAUUACACUCUUGCUUUUUCAGCAGAGGGAAGUGUGUCCCGGUGGUUCGAGGUGGAGGAGUGUAUCAGAGAGGAAUGGACUUCCUGGUGGAGAAGCUGAACCAGGGCGACUGGGUGCACGUGUUUCCGGAAGGGAGGGUGAACAUGACUGAGGAGUUCAUCAGGUUCAAAUGGGGAAUCGGGCGUUUAAUAGCCGAGUGUUCGCUUCAUCCCGUUAUCCUCCCGCUGUGGCACGUCGGUCUGAAUGAUGUUCUUCCUAAUAAAACUCCGUACAUCCCGCGAGUGGGAAAGAAAGUCACUGUGUUAGUCGGAAAUCCUUUUACAGUCAAGCACUUAGUGGAAGCCCUGAGAGCGGAAAAUAGAAAUCCGGUGGAAAUGAGGAAAGCGCUGACCGAUUUCAUCCAGGCCGAGUUCCGCACCUUAAAAUCACAGGCUGAAGCUCUUCAUCAGAGGAUUCAGACCAGCCGGUGAUCCAGGUGCAGCUCGAGAACCUACAGGACAUGCUGGAUAGAGACUAAAACACACACACACACACACACACACACACACACACACACACACAGAUCAGACUGAAUUGAAGUGAGGCUCUCUACAUGAGGCAUUUUUAUACCAGUUUUAGAUUUUUUUAAUGAAGUUACUACAAACGCAUCACAAUCAUGAAUGACUGUAAUUUCUACACGGUUUAUUAAAUUAAUUUCUAACCUGU